CCGCUCUCCCCUCUGAGAUCUCGAAGCUGAAGAAGCUGGAGACUCUGAGUCUGAACGGGAACCGCAUCGUGACGCUGCCCUCCUCUCUGGGCCAGCUCAAAGCCCUGCGGACCCUCAACCUGUCGGGCAACCAGAUCUCAGAGUUCCCCCCCGGCCUGGGGACCCUGAGGCACCUGGACCUGCUGGAUCUGUCCAGGAACCAGAUCCGGAACGUCCCGGCACACGUGUCGGAGCUGCAGACCAUCGAGAUCAACCUCAACCAGAACCAGAUCUCAGUGUUGACAGAGGAGGUGUCUAAGUGUCCACGUCUGAAGGUGCUCCGUCUGGAGGAGAAUUGUCUGGACCUGUCCUCCGUGCCUCAGUCCAUCCUCAGAGACUCUCAGGUGUCUCUGUUCUCUGUGGAGGGGAACCUGUUCGAGGUGAAGAACCUGCGGGACCUGGAGGGGUACGACAAGUACAUGGAGCGUUUCACAGCCACCAAGAAGAAGUUCGCCUGAAGACGCUCGAAGAAAAGUCCGACCCUCAGAGCGCCACCUGGUGGACGAGUCAGCUGCUGCCUCUUCUUCUUCUGCUGCUGCUAAUAAACAGUCCUCCACACAGCGCCCCCCCCCUCCCCCACAGGUCUCUGAGCGUCAGAUUCAACACGAGAGAAGAAGAAGGAGUGUGAUGGUGAAGCUUCAGUGUGUUUCCAGACUGCAGAGACUCAGGGACAGAAACACAACAUUCAGUGUUUAACAACGUUUGUCGCUUUAAAUUAUUACUUUCCUUAGCUUUUAAACUCUGCUAAAUGUCUCCGCAGAGUUAUUCAAACUGAAGCAUUUCAUCUGAGUCUUGAACAAACAGCACGAGUUUGUAGAAUUGAAGAAACAGAAAAGUUUAAGAUGUUUGAAGAAGGGUAAUGUGUUCCCAAAAUGCUGUCUAAAUCUGAGAGGCUUGUUUUCACCAGGAAGACUGAAAACAGGUUGAUUUGGCUUUUUAGGAUGGUUAUAGAAAGUUCAUGUGUCCCCAACAGGCUUUUUGUGUCAUUUUAGGGGCUUGUUUUCAUCAGGAAACGGGUUAGUUUGACCUGAAACAUUCAAACAAACCACAGGGAAAGAUCUGACACCAUUUUUAAAUAAUAACCCAAAGAAAUCAGUUUCCAGUUUCUACGUUACGUGUCUCUGUUGGAUUAAUGAUGUCAAUUGUUUUCGUUUUUUACACAAAACAGGGAUUUAAUUAAUAAUUGUUAGUUAGCAGCUUGCGAACAGGCAACUGCUUGGGGCCCCGGACCAGAAGGGGGCCCCCAAAGAAGGUAGAUUAAGAAGGUCCACAGCAACGACAACAUGAAACACCCUUUAAUUUACUGCAACGACAUGUCGGGAAACCCCCUCAAGGCGGCCCCAUGCACAGCACCGUAAAAUGCUGCUUCUUAUUUUAAGUUUUGUUGCCUUGCGCCGCUCUGGGGGGGGGGGAGAGUGUUGGGGUGCCACUGAUGGUGAUGAAAGCUGGUUCGAGGGGCCCCCAGUGAAUUUUUGCCUAGGGCCCCCUCCCCCACAGACUCUAGAAUCGCAACUGUUAGUGAUGUCGAUAAUUGGUCCAAAAUAAGAGACACUAAAUUCCAUUUAAGUUGAUAUUAAAUAAGUAUCCUUAUGAAAUAAUUUAAUAUGGCUACGAAAUAAGUCCUGAAAUGGUUAUUCUUUGCUGAUGAAGGUAUAAAUAAAUGUACAUUAUAAAUAUAUAAAUUAGUCAAUAUAGUAAAAAUAAAUAAGUAUUUUUCUAUUUUCUAAAUUCUAUUUUACAAUUUAUUUCAGGAUUUAUUUCAAAGCCUUUUCUUUUAAGUAGCAGUCGUGAUUAUUAUGUAAUAUUUACUAAUGCUGCGUAAUGAACACAGCAUUCAGAGCAACAUAUGCAAACUUGAAUAAUAAAAAUACACCUUUAGAUGAUAGUCGGAGCAGAAGAGUGCAUAUUAAAACAUUCAAAUAUUAAAUCUGAUGAGAGCAGCAUUUACAUGACUCGUGGAUGUGUGAUCAAAUAUUCAAUAUACUCGGUUAAAAUCCCAUUUUAAAGUAACAGCAGGUGGACUUUGGGGAUUUAACUUUAUUAUACUACUUUUUCUGGUGGAAAAAUACUGUGUAAGAAACGUUAUAGGAUCCAACUUUAACAGUAUUACUUUUAAUGUAUUGAAAAUAAAGUUUAGACAAGUUAAUGACG
Molecule: messenger RNA, 2190 nt
Organism: Gymnodraco acuticeps
Lineage: Eukaryota; Metazoa; Chordata; Actinopteri; Perciformes; Bathydraconidae
Gene: lrrc57
Product: leucine rich repeat containing 57
Molecular function (GO): protein binding
Source: RefSeq, a predicted model, not a curated record